AUGUCAGAAAAUGAGUUAUUACAAAAAUGGAGGUUAGAAAAUGCAGAUAUUCUUUCAAAAUCAAUCGAAUAUCUUUUAAAAAAAGAUCACAUAUGGUGUCAACACUAUGAUAUAGCAUUGUUAUCUUUUGAUUUACAUAGGAUUAUAUUUGAGGACCCAAAUUACACACUGCCACCAUUUUCAAAUACAUUUAUAGAAUAUUCAGGCAACCAAUUAUCACUUUGUUUAGAGUGUUCAAUAAAAUAUAGAGAGAUUAAGGAGGUUUGCAAACAGAAAUGGUCAAAAUAUAUUAAAUCAGAAUUAAUCGAAAGUAUAUUCAACGAAAUUCAACUAAAAGAGAAAAUGAGAAUAAAAGAACAUUUGGAUUUAUACAAAAAUGAUGAAGCAAAGUUGGUUGUUAUUAUUCACGAGGUUAUAAAUAAUAUCGAUUUAUUAGACGAUUUACUAUUAAAAAAAAGAUUCUUAAAUAUAUUUGAAAAAUUUAUAUCAGAAUAUUCAAUCUCUUUUGGUGAUCCAGAUAAAAUUGUACCAGGGUUAUAUUUAAUGUUAAUGGUUAAAUCCAAAGUACUUCAGGAAUGGGCAAUAGAAUUUUUAAUGGAGAAUCAAAAUUUAAUAACAAGCGAUCAAUAUCAUUCAGUUCAAGUAUUGGUAGAUAGGGUGAUUAAAGAUUUAGAAUAUAUACAAAAUAAUCAAAAUAAACCGACUGAAAAUACAGUUUUAUCUGAUAGUAUUGAGGAUGUAUGGAAUGGUUUACCAGUUUUUUUAAAUCAAUUUACACAGGAUUCAUUUAUUAAUAAUUUCCCAAAAGAUAAAUUAUUUUAUAUAUUUUAUAAAGAGUUAUCAAAAAAGUCUGAAGAUUUAAAAUUGUCAACUAUCGAAUCAAUAAUAGUUUUCUUUAGGUUUUUAAAGCAAAAGGAUAUAAGGGAGUUUAUUAAUGGCGACAAUAUGAUCAUAUUUAGAUUUUGGGAUUCACUAAUCGAAAAUUUUCAAAUUGGAAAUGAAGAUGUUCAAUUAAAGAUUUUAGAUCUAUUGCCUUUGGUUUUAUUUGAAAGUGUUCCAAAAAAGCAACUGGGUGAUACAAGUAAUCAGGCGGUUGGGGUGUUUUUAAAUAGAGUUUUUUCAAAUAACCUAUUAUCCUCCAAAGUUAAAUCAAAAUUAUUUGUUUUUAUAAUUGAAAUUUUAUUAAAUUCAUUUUCAAUUAAUCAUGUUAGUAAGUGGGGUAGACUUUUGGUGAUGUUUUCAACAAAUCAAAUUUAUAAUUCAAUCAUCCCAAAUUUUGUAGAUAUGAAAAAAGCAAUUGUUUUAUUGGAGCAUUGUUUAUUGUAUAGUGCAGUAGAAUUAAGAAAAAGGUUUCAGUAUGUUUUAAAUUCAAGUAAUAGUUCACUUUCAAAUAAAGAGGUUCAAGAUCCAUGCGAUUAUUGGUUUUCAAAUAUUUGGAAUUCAUUGUUAUUGGUUUCACCACCAAAUAUACCGUAUAGAAUUCAUUUGGCAAUUUUCAAUGCUCAUAGAGUUUUGGGAUUACUUUCAGCAACCAGCACAAUACAGUCUCAUUCACGUUCAGCAAUUUAUAGAUCUUUAGGUGACUAUCAAGAGUUAAUGGCAACUUAUCUUUCAAAUUUUACAGAUAGUUAUUUAUUUAAGCUUCAAGUUGAACCUGGUGAUAUCAUAAUAUCGGAAGAUGAAAAUGAAGCCUUUGUUGAUGUUUUGGAUAAUGAGGAGUUUCAUAAAUCUGUUUUCUCUUUUCUAGUUUCACCAAACCAAAAAAUCAUAACAAUUUUUAAACAACUAUUAACAAAAAAAUAUCAAAAACCUACAGUAACAGCAUCCUUUAAAGAGAUGAUAGCUCAAAGUCCAGAGGAGUCAGUUAGAGGUGCCUUGGGAAUAAUGAGAGAUUUCUUUUUUCAAGUUGGGUUCUCAAAUUGUUUAGAUUCAAUAAAUAUGAUAUUUUAUUAUGGCGACCAUUUGGUGUAUACAUUGAAAAGUAAUUUAACAAAUGUCAAUAUACUCUACAAAGAAUAUUUAUCAACAACUAUCGAUGUUUUAUGGCCAUCAUUUGAAUAUGCUUUAACAGUAAAAGAUAAAUUUUUAGUUCCAAAAUCAGCAGAAAAGCUUAAAUAUAUGUUUGACUGGCUCAAGGAUUGUAUUGGUACCGUUAGUCAAUAUUGUUAUAGUUCAAUCAGCGAGUUAAGUUACACAAAACCGGCCUUUUUGUAUUCCAUUGGUAAUAAUAAUAUGGUAUUGUUUGAAUCAGUUGAGCAAUAUCCAACAUAUAUUAGAAAACCAAUGUUAUCUACAGAGUGUAUCAGUGGUGAGGGCACAACCUUACAGAACGUUUGCUCGGGAGCAAAUAAAAAUUAUUACUCAAUUACAGAUCCAAGUCAAUCAAAUUGUACCAAUAGAUUUUUAGAAAGCUUGGAUUUUUUUUAUUCAAAUUUAGAACUAGUUUAUAAACAUAUAGAUAACUCAUCACUAAAAUCUAUUAUAAUAAUUGAUGAUGAUAGUGGAAAAAGAAGUGCUACUAUUCUUUCAACAGUUUCACGAUGGAGUAAAUUACUUUUGGAUUGGAAUUUGGUCUCAUUAGAUGAAUGGUUCGACUCUGUUUGCUCAGUUAUUAAAUUCUUAUUAAAACAACAAAUUAAACUCGAUAGGCAUUUAGAGGAUUUUAUUAAAAAGGUUCAAAACAAUCAAAUUAUAAUUAAUCAAAAUCAGUUAAUGAAAUUUAAUUCAUCAAUUUUAUCAAAAUCGAUUGAUUUGGUCGAUAUUUCUACACCAGUUUCUAAUUCACACUCAAACACAACAACAUUAAAAUCUUCAGUUUUUAAAGCUGAGGUUUCAUCAUCAUUACCAGUUUCUAAACCAUCAAUUCCAUCAAAUUCUACAUUAAAACCUCAACCAAUUACAACUCAUACAUUAAAACCUCAACCAGUUACAACUCAUACAUUAAAACCAUCAUCAUUAAAACCUAUUCCACCAGCACCAUUGUUCCCUUCAUUAUCCUCAUCCUCAUCCUCAUCUUCAUCCUCAUCCUCUUCAACUGCAAGCAGAUAUACUGAUAGUUUUAAUAAGCCUUUGUUUUUUAGUGAUAAUAUUGAUAAUAAAUUCAAAGAAAGUACUAGUAAAUUUUCAAAUAAUGGUACAGGUUUCAAAGGGGCUUCAUCAUCUUUUGGCUCUUACCAAAGAAGAGAUUCAAGUAUUGAUGAUUUUGAGAGAAACUCAAUUGUUGUUCCGUUAAAGGAAAAAAAGAAGACUAUGAUGUUGGAUAUUGGUGUCACACCUACCUAUAAAAAGUUGGCAGGAAAACAAGCAGCUCAGCAAGAAGAUAUUACUCCAAAGAUAGAAUCAUUACAUAGAAUUAUUCUAAAGUGGGAGCCAAGAACAUUCGAUAGGGAUACUGAGGCAGAAAAUUCAUGUAGACCGGUACCACCACGUUUCAAUGAUAUCCAUCAUUAUAUUAGCAUUUUCCAACCACUUUUAAUUGAGGAAUUUAGAGCACAGGUUCAAAGAAAUAUUGAAGAGGGCGACCAGCCAAUUGAUGUGGUAAUCGAUAAUCAAAUGCAAGACAAUGAUUUUUUAGAUAUUGAUAUGGAAAUACCAUUCAAAGAUAAUUUGGACCUUUUAAUUGAUGAUUUUAUUUUGCUUGUUCAAAAAUUACCACAACCACAACCACAACCACAAUCAUCAAGUAAAGCCCCUACCACUAACUCAAGUAAAGUAAACACAUUGUCAUCGUAUAAGGAUCCAAAUCUUAUUUCAGCUUUUGGAAAAGUUGAACGAAAAGAUAGAAAAGGAGGUGUCGCAAGAAAAGGAGCAGGUGGUUCAGAUAAUAGAGCUUACAUUUUAAAAGUUAGAUUUUAUAAAUCAAAUGUACACCCAUUUACUCAAGCAGUUUAUAAGCAAAAUAAUAAAUGGACAAUUCAAAAGAUUACAAGUUUAUCAACUGUCAGUAGAGAGUAUAUGGCCUUGCAAUUUGUAGGUAAAGUUCCAUUGGGCCAAGCUGUUAUUACCCCACAAAUUUUUAUUGGUAAAAACGAUAGCCAUGUACCUAGUUUUAGAAUUCCAACCAAAUUACACUCAGUUUUACAAGGAAAAUUAAAUCCAAGCCAAAUGAGUGCUGUUAAUGAGACUUGUAAAAAUGUUAAAGGUUUUACUCUUUUACAAGGUCCUCCAGGCACUGGUAAAACAAAGACCAUUAUGUCAUUAUUAUCAGUUUUCUCAUCAGUGUUCUCUUCCUCUGAGCAUUCUAGUGGUAUUGCAAUCGAUAAAUUAUUGGAUCAAGAGAUUGAGGUUGAUAAUUCAGAAAUUUCCUUAGAGCUUGAAAAGCUGGAGAGCUCCACAAAUAAAGUUAAAUCAUUAAAACAAGAAAUAUCUAAAAUUGAAAACGAAAUUAAAAAACUAGAGAUUCUAGCAGCAUCACUUAAAGAAAAGAAACAACCAGAAUCAGAAAUUAGAGCCGAAAUCAAUAAUCUUUAUCAAACUAAAAAUAAAAAUAUAGCAGAGCUUAAAUUGGCAAAAGAGGAGGAGCGUGUGACAACAGAUAAAUAUACAACCUCAAGAAAGAAUCUUUUUAUUGGUAUCAUAUCAAGGUAUUGGAAUAAAUUGGUUCAAAGUAUUAAAUCUUCAAAAAAUUGUUAUUAUGCUAUUUCAAAAAAAUCAAUUUUAAAUAGAAAAUUAGAUCAAAAUAGUAAUGGCUAUAUAAAUAAUAUAAAUACUAUAAAUAAUAUAAAUAAUAUAAAUAAUAUAAAUAAUAUAAAUAAUAAUAUGAAUAAUAAUAUGAAUAAUAAUAGUAGUAUGGAUAAUAAAAUGAAUAUAAAAAAUAAUGGUCAAAAAGAUUUAAAUGAAAAAAAUAACAAGGAAGCUAUUGGUUCAAAAUAUCAUCCACCAAGCAAGGGAAUCUUAAACCCAUCUUCUUUAUUUAUUAGAAAACCUGCUGCAAAUAAUGUAACACCAGUCACACCUUCCCCAAGUUCCUCGUUAUUGAGUCCUCCAAUAAUACCAUCUUUACCAACAACCCAAAAGGUAUCAUCACUCAAUAGUUUAUAUAAUAUACAACCACCUCCACCAUCAAACCCAAAUAACAUUCCACCUCCACCCCCACCAUAUGGUCCACCUCCACCCCCACCAUAUGGCCCACCUCCACCCCCACCAUAUGAACCACCUCCACCAAAUGUAAAUUAUAACUCAUCAAUUCCUCAAGAUUCAGAAUCAAUCCAUAAUGGCAAUAGAGAUAAAGAAAGAGAUAAAUAUUAUAAUGACAGAUAUAGAGAUAAAAACUAUAAUGAUAGAGAUAGUUAUUAUAGAGAUCGUGAUAGAGAUCGUGGUAGAGACCGUGAUCGUGAUCGUGAUAGAGACCGUGACCGUGAUCGUGACCGUUAUAGAGACCGUGAUAGAUAUAGAGACAGAGAUAGAGAUUAUGAUGAUAGAGAUAGAAAAAAACAUAAACUUUAA
Dictyostelium purpureum is the source of this 5445-nucleotide messenger RNA. RefSeq lists its product as uncharacterized. NCBI's taxonomy places the organism in Eukaryota, Evosea, Eumycetozoa, Dictyosteliales, Dictyosteliaceae. The record is from RefSeq and is a predicted model, not a curated record. The coding region runs from base 1 to 5445 and encodes 1814 amino acids. The transcript has 8 exons. Gene Ontology annotation, molecular function: RNA binding. Gene Ontology annotation, cellular component: mRNA cleavage and polyadenylation specificity factor complex.